AUGGCCUCGCCGGUCCCCAGCCCCAUCAACCCGCCGUUUGAUGAGCUUGCCCAGAACCUCACCGGCAACCUCACUGGCAACUCAACAGCCGGAAAUGUCACCGCUGCCGUCGUGGAAUGGGGCUUCACCCAGUAUGCUAGCUUCCUAACGAUGGAGGCCAAGCUCAUCUUCAGCGCUCUAGCCAUCAUCUACAUCGGCGCCCACGGCUCACUCCGCCGCCCACCUUCUGCCGCUCCUCAGAAGCGCAAGGAUGGAAAAGAACGCAAGGAGGAUGAGCCUAUAACAGAGGGCCUCAUGCCUACUGAUGCCAUUCUCUUCCCGAUCCUGGCCGGCACCAUGCUCAUCGGCCUCUACUACCUUAUCCAGUGGCUCCAGGACCCCGCCAUCCUCAAUAAGAUCCUCCGAGUCUACAUGUCCGUCAUGGGUGUCGCCAGUUUGACGACCCUGAUCGCACACUCGCUGCGGGUUGCGACUGGGUUCGUCUUCCCCAACUACUUCCGCCACGAUGGCUCGCUCUACAACGUCGACGACGACAAUGAGGCCUUCAUCAAGGUCACAGGCGAGGAGGUGGACCGGAAUAACGCGCAGUUCCUCCAGAAGAGCAACCCGCUGCCCUUUGGUUUGCGCAGCAUCAUGCGCCUCAACACCAUCAAGACCAACCGGUUUCUGUGGGAUUUGCGCCACGUCUUGACGGAUGAGUGGACGGUGAAGGCGAAGCUGCAUGGUCUCCUCCGCGAGAAAUUCCAUAUGACCAUCCUCCACGUCGUUGGUCUUAACCUAGCUGUUGCAACCGUUGUGGCCUACUUUAUGUCUGGCUCGCCCUUCCUGUCCAACUUCAUGGGCUACGGUUUCUGCUAUGGCUCGUUUCUCAUGAUGUCCCCGACGACCUUUGCGACUGGAAGCUUGGUGCUGAUCGGACUCUUCUUUUACGACAUCAUCAUGGUUUUCUACACUCCCUACAUGAUCACGGUCGCCACCAAACUCGACGUGCCCAUCAAGCUCCAGUUCCAAUCUGCCGCUAGAUCCAGCAUUCUCGGACUCGGAGACAUCGUCGUCCCAGGCAUUGUCAUGUGUCUCGCCCUCCGCUUCGACAUGUGGCUUCACUACCAGCGCCAGAUUAAGUACAUCCCGACUGAUCUCAAGUCCGACCAGCACGACGCGACCUCAGGCGAUGUGGUCACCGUGAGCCAGACCCAACACAUCGCACAAAAGGCCCCGUACCUCGACAUCACCAACUGCUGGGGCGACUGGUUCUGGUCCGCCCCUUCGUGGCUGGGCCUCUUCAAGGCCGCAACGCAGACGGCGCCGCCGACCGUGCGCGGAUCGACUUUCAGCAAGACGUACUUCUACGCCUCCUUGGUCGGCUACGCUAUCGGCAUGGUGACUACGCUGGUCAUGCUGGUCGUCUUCAAGCACGGCCAGCCUGCGCUGCUGUACCUCGUCCCUGGCGUUCUCAGCUCCCUCUGGUUGACUGGUCUCGUCCGUAGAGAACUCAAAGAGAUGUGGAUGUACACCGAGGACGGCAGCCUCGACACGCGCGACGUUGUCGUCGAGCUCGAUGGGGACGGCAACGUUAUGAAGGAAAUUAAGAAGGACGAGGACAAGAAGAAGAAGGCUGAGGAAGAGGAGACUGCGGAGGAGAAGAAGGCCGUUGAGAAGCGGGAUGCUGAGAAGACUGAGUAUAGCAUAGUCUCCUUCUCCGUCACUGCUCCACUUAGAAAGCCGAAGACGCAGUGA
Molecule: messenger RNA, 1737 nt
Organism: Colletotrichum fioriniae
Lineage: Eukaryota; Fungi; Ascomycota; Sordariomycetes; Glomerellales; Glomerellaceae
Biological process (GO): membrane protein proteolysis
Cellular component (GO): lumenal side of endoplasmic reticulum membrane; membrane; cytoplasmic side of endoplasmic reticulum membrane
Molecular function (GO): aspartic endopeptidase activity, intramembrane cleaving
Source: RefSeq, a predicted model, not a curated record